Messenger RNA from Epinephelus lanceolatus (giant grouper), 11904 nucleotides. RefSeq lists its product as uncharacterized. Gene Ontology annotation, molecular function: protein binding. Lineage: Eukaryota; Metazoa; Chordata; Actinopteri; Perciformes; Serranidae. The record is from RefSeq and is a predicted model, not a curated record.
UAUGGAUGUAACGCACUGAAACUCUGACGAUUACAAUGGAUAAGAUGUGGAUGUUUUAUUCUUCAGUCAUACUAUUGUCUGUCAUACAGACACAACAUGUUUUGGCCACAGGAUGUAAUAUUUUGUCAGUGACUUCUCCGUCAGCAUCAACACUGAAUGUGGUAUGGAGCACCUACACAGGAGCCUCAGUUUAUUUACUGGACUUGAGAGUUGUGAACUCCACCAGUAUCGCCCCGGUGGUGGUGACACAGUCUGCACCCAGCACACAGAGGCUGAUUCAGGGGUUAAGACCCGGACAUGUCUAUGAAGUCACACUAAAGGUCUUUGUGUUUUACACUAUCAUGUGCCGUGAUGUUGAAAUAACCAUGACAGUGCCGGCCACAUCUCAGAUCACCUAUUCAAAAGCUAUUUCCAGUACAUCUAUAAAGUUUGAGUGGUCAAAUGUGAUAGGGGCGGACAACUACAACUUGUUUGUGGAGAAGUUGUUUAGUUUUCCCGCACAAACAUACAACCAGACGUUCACGACCCUGAGUGGACAAGUGGACGGCCUAAAUCCCUCUACUACGUACAACUGUUAUAUUUACUCAUCAAACAGUGCUGGAAGAGGUGCCAAAAGUACUACAAGGACAAUCACAACGCUGGUGCAGCCACCAACUGGUGUGACUCUUGUAUCAACGGGAAGGAGCACAGCCCGAGUGACGUGGAACACUGUAAGUAAAGUCCUGCUUUAUCAAGUGACCGUGAGCGACAACGACAAUCCCAGCAACGCCCCGGUCAUCAGAAACACUUCAAGCACAACCAUGGACAUCAGUAACCUGGAGCCCUGCUCCACCUACACAGUGGGAGUAUCAUCAGUCAAUGGCUUCUUAGUUCCUGGGGAGGCCUCUAAUGUUACACACACCACCUCCACCAUUAACCCAGUGACGACCAUCUCUGUGGACUACAGCUGCACCAGCGGCAUGGUGACAGUGACUUGGGAUUUGGUAUUCGGGGCCAAUUUGUACAGGGCCACAGCUAUCGAUGGCACCGGCGCGUCCCUUAACUGCACAUCUGCCUUCACCAGCUGUCAGAUCACCAUGCUCAAAUGUGGUGAGAAGUACCAGGUCCACGUGACGGCCAUCUCUGACGACUGUGAGAGCACCUCCAACGCCACCUCCCUGUUCGAGACAGUCCCCUGUGCUCCAGCUAAUCCUCACACACUUCACGACUGCUCCAGCAAUGUGAUUGUCUUUAGCUGGCAGCCCACCAACAACACCGCCUACUAUGUGGCAACAGCUGUGGACAACACUGGAAGAGUGACCGAGUGCAGGACGCCAGACAACACGUGUUACUUCACUAAUACUGGCUGCGGUCAGUACUACACGUACACCGUGUACGCCGUCAGCUUUGAAUGUAACAGCGAAGUCAGUCAACCUGAGUUUGUCCGAACCUCUCCUUGUCUACCGACAAACAUAAGGACAGGGGCUGGGUGUCACUCUGAAAUGCUGAUCACAACUUGGGACUCUGCUGCUGGAGCUCUUUCCUACACUGUAGAAGCACAGGGCAACACUGGAGAAACCUACAACUGCACCUCCUCCUCCAACAGCUGUGCAGUGACCGGGGUGCCGUGUGGUGAACACCUUAGCGUGUGGAUCGUCGCCUCCAAUGACAACUGCUCCACUAGCAGGGUGUUGGGAGAAGUUGCUCAGACUGUUCCCUGUGCCCCAAUCAACGUCUCGGCAACAGUCGACUGCAGCCAGGACUCUGCUAGAGUCAACUGGACGACAAACAUCGGUGCUAUAUUCUAUAUUGCCGUUGCUGAAGAUGCAAACGGGAAUAUGCAUAGCUGCAAUUCAAUGGGCACCACCUGCCUAAUUGAGGACCUGAGAUGUGGACAGAAUUAUACUGCCAGUGUUGUUGGCACCAAUCUGAAGUGCAACAGCAGCGCCAGCCAGGAGGUCACCUUUAUGACAGCUCCUUGUUCUCCAACCAACGUUGAGGCAUUCAGAGACUGUGACGCCAACCAUGCUCUGAUAGUGUGGCAGAACCAUCAGCCCACAGGCCUCUACACAGCAACCAUAGAGGAUCAGAGCGGUGCUCAGCUCAACUGCACCAGCAACACUGUCAACAACUGUAAAAUCACCUCUCUGCCCUGUGGAAAGAGAUACAGUGUCAUUGUCACCUACAAUGAUGGAAACUGUCCGUCCACCUCGACACCCAUCAGCAUGGACUCAGUGCCAUGCGGUCCUGAGAAUGUGAGCGCCAGUGUGACCUGUGUAACCGGUGAGCUGAUGGUCACGUGGAAUAUCUCAGUUCCUGCAGAGAAUUACACCACUGUCAUCACCAGAGGAAUGGGUCAGCCUCUUCACUGUAACUCUUCAGACACACAGUGCACCACUGGAGGGUUGUUGUGUGGAAGCUCCUACAUGGUGACCGUCUUCUCCGUCACUGGGAUGUGUUUCAGUCUGCCGAGUACAGAGGUCACGGUGCAAUCAUUGCCGUGUCCUCCCACAAACAUCACAGCCGUGCACAUGUGUGCUCCUGAACCUGUUCCUGUGUCGUGGAUGGCUAGUGACAGUGCCAAAUACUACACUGCUGUCGCUGUGAGCAGCAGAGGUCACAGAUCAGAGUGCACGACCAAUGAAACAUCCUGCAGCCUCCCUGAACUUCACUGUGGGGAGGUUUACACCGUUGGUGUUUCAGGAGCUGAUGACAACUGUACAGGUCAACUGAGUGACACUGUUCCUUUGAACACAGAGCCAUGUUCUCCCUCUAAUGUAUCCAGCCACCUGAUGUGUAGUGCUGCCACUGCUCAUGUGUUCUGGCCCCCCAGUGCGAAUGCAGUGAGCUAUGUCAUGGAAGCAACCAGCAACGGACAGACCCUCACCUGCAGCAGCCACAGCCCCAACUGCACGCUGAGUAACCUGAUCUGUGGCCAGGCAUAUGACAUCACUGUCACUGCGUCUGAUGGCAUCUGUGUCAGCAACUCCAGUGCCCCCUUCAGGCAAGAUCAAGUACCAUGCCCUCCAGAGAACAUCACAACAAAUCUGAUAUGUGGCACCAAUGACGCAACGGUCAGCUGGGUCACUUCUGCUGUGUCCCUCAACUACAGUGUCACUGCUGUGCCGCUGGCUGGAAAUAUCCGUUCAGUCAUGUGCCACACUGACAGCAGCAGCUGUAGGCUGAGUGGUCUCCAGUGUGGACACGUUUAUAAUGUCUCCAUCGGAGCAUCUUCUGGCAGCUGCAGUGGACCAAUCAGCCUCCCGCAGAUGGUUGAGACAGCACCCUGCCCUCCUCAGGGCUUAAAAGCAGUAACAGAGUGCGGCACAAAUUCUCUUCUGGCCUCCUGGAACGCCUCUCUUGGUGCCACCUCCUACAUAGCGACAGUGACGGGCCCCAACGGCUUCUCCGAAACCUGCUCCUCAUCAAACCUCACAUGUUCUGUCUCCGGCCUGCAGUGCGCCAGUCAGUACAACAUCACAGUGAGAUCCGAGGGCAACUGCACCAGCUCUCCGAGUCAAACUGCUUUGACGACAGGACCAUGUGACCCUGUCAAUGUGACAAGCAUCCUCCACUGUGGUUCAGACACGGCCACGGUGUCCUGGGAAGCUGCUGCUGGGGCCGUGGCCUACACUGUACUCGCUCAAGAGCAUAGCUCUCAGCAUUAUACUUCCUGUAGGAGCAGUACAACUUCCUGUCAGCUGAACCAGCUGCAGUGUGGAAGAGUUUAUAACCUGACUGUGAUAGCUGAGGAUGCCACCUGUAACAGCACUGGAAGCAUCAGUACGGUCCUGAUGACAGCUCCUUGCUCUCCCUCUAUCCAGAACAGCACCCUGAUCUGUGGCACCAGUUAUUCCUCUCUGUCAUGGAUGCCGAUGGCCGAUGCCACAGGUUAUGUAGUUAAUGCCACGGCUACAAACGGGCAAACAGUUUCGUGCAGCUCAGCUUCUGCUAUGUGCACCCUGACAGAUCUCCUGUGCAGUGAAACCUACACAACCACAAUCAUUGCACGAGGACACCAGUGUGACAGUGCACCUGGCCCCAGCAUCAACAUUACCACAGCCCCCUGUUCUCCAGCUAUCAUGUCAAAGCAAUAUACAUGUGGCGCUAACACAGCAGUGUUCAAUUGGACUGACCCUGAGGGAAGCCUCAGCUUCCUAGCUCAGGUAGCAGGAGAAGGGUAUCAGGAUAGCUGCCAGACUACAAAUACCAGCUGUACGUUCCAAAAUCUUCCUUGUGGCUUGGAUUUGAAUUUAACGGUCCAGGCUCAGGGGGCGCAGUGCAGCAGCUUCCCAAGUGUCAGUGAAUCUCUUGAAACAGUCCCGUGUGCCCCGCAGAACGUUAGCGCCACACUGGUCUGUUAUAAUCACUCAGCCCUGGUCUCGUGGGUAGGAAGCCCCAGUGCUGUAGGAUACAAUAUGACAGCGACAGGCCAGGAUGGACACACACACCACUGCUGCACCAACACUACCAGCUGUCAGCUACCCGACAUUCACUGCGGUGAAACCUACGACAUCAUAGUCACACCGUACUCUCAGACAUGCACAGGACUCCCAAGUGCAGUUUAUCGCUUUAAAGCAGGUCUUUGUGCUCCCAGUAACGUCACUGUGUCUCCAGCAUGCGAGGACAGCAUUGUCUCUUGGUCCCAUGUAACAGAGGCAGACAUGUACAUAGCAAUAGCAACUGCAGAUGAUGGACACAAUCACACUUGCAGCUCAAACAAUUCCAACUCAUGUAAUUUCACUCACCUCCACUGUGGGGAAACCUAUGCUGUUACUGUUGUGACUGUGGACAGGGGCUGCUGGAGUGAGCCCAGCUCAGCCGUGCAGCUGAGAACAGCUCUGUGUCCACCUACAAACUUGACGGGCCAAGUCAGUUGUAAUACCAACACAAUUACACUCACAUGGGACCAGAGUCCAGUUCCUGGGGCCACCUACGCUUUACAAGUCGAGAGAAUAGGCAGUACACUCCCUGCAUCGGUGCACACUACCUCUAAUACCUCAGACACACUGACCAACCUAAUGUGUGGACAGAGAUAUGCUUUCCGCAUCACAGCCCAGGAUGGAAACUGCCGCAGCAGCUACAGUCCACCCAUAGAAAUCAGCACAGCCCCUUGUCAGCCCACCAACUUCACUGCUCGUGUGGACUGUGGCACAAACAAAGGGAAUUUCUCCUGGUCUGAGAGCAGUGGAGCAGGUUUCUACACUGUUCAGGUGACAGGAGAGCACGGCCACAUAGCAUCCUGCUCCUCCAAUGACACCUCCUGCUCUGUGAAACUCCACUGUGGCCGGUCAUACUCGGCUACACUGGUGGCUUCCACAGAAAGCUGCAACAGCAGCCAACAUGCUGACAUUAACUUUGACUCCGCUCCCUGUCUACCAGAAGACGUCCUAGCCGACUUACAGUGCGACACCAACGUUAUGAAUGUGAGCUGGACACAGACCCCAGGCUCAGACAAUUACACUGCCUGGGCCAUCAGCACCGAUGGACACAGAGCCUCCUGCAACUCGACGUCCAACUCCUGCUCAAUUCAUGAUCUGCUGUGUGGCAAUGUCUACGAGGUGGUCGUCACCUCCUCCUCUGUUCACUGCAAAACCAUCGCUGGCUCUGACUACAAAGUUCAGUCUGCUCCUUGUAAACCUGAGAACACAACUGUCGACCAGAACUGCAGCAGCAAUGUUAUGACAGUAAAAUGGAAGCAGGGCGCCACAACACAGAACUACACUGUUAAAGCCACGUCUGCUACAGGUGUUAACUCCACCUGUGACUCCACUGAGAACAGAUGCUCCUUCCUGGACCUGAGCUGUGGUCAGCUCUACACGUUCACUGUGAUGGGACACACUAAUGUGUGCAUGAGCGAGAUGAGCACUCCUAUAGAGAAGCUCACAGCCCCAUGUCCUCCCACGAAUGUGUCUGCUAAAAUUAACUGCACUACACGUAACGCUCUGGUCAGCUGGAGUAGUGCAGCUGCAGCCACAGCCUACAGCGUCCAGGCAAUCUCCACAAGUGGACAUAACUCCUCCUGCAGUGAGAUGGGCACGUCCUGUACCCUCAAUGACCUGAUCUGUGGAGGGGAAUACUCUGUUGUUGUGGAGGCAAUGCACACUGGCUGUCCUGGCCCUGCCAGCGCCCCUGCCAGGCUCGCUACAGAGCCCUGUACCCCCAUGAAUCUCUCUGUCCACUACAACGUGAGCACUGCCCAGGUGAUGUGGGGGGCAGCAAGAGGUGCCAGCUCAUACUCUGUCCAGGCUGUGGCUGACCAGGGCUCAAUGGUCACUUGUAACACCACCAACACCAGCUGCUCCCUGAGUGGCCUGCAGUGCAGUCAGAUCUACAACGUGACUGUGAUGGCACGAAACCUGGCCUGUGACAGUAUGAUCUCUGAAACCCAACACCUCAUGACAGAGCCCUGCCCACCCACUAACGUUCAAGCCAGUACGGCGUGUGAACAACUUACUGCGACUGUUUCCUGGCAGCAGAGCGACCUCUCUGUGGGUUAUGUUGCCUAUUUUGACAACCAGAAUGGCCACCAGGCUUCUUGUGUUGGAACAGACACAGAAACACAGUGUGCUGUCUCGGGGCUCGUGUGUGGCACAGUGUACAAUGUCUGGGUCAAAGCCUUAGGACGGCAGUACAACAGCUCUGACAGCACAGUGACCACUUUUACAUCAGCACCUUGCCAGACGAGCAGCAUCGAAGCCAUGAUGGACUGCGAGUCCCAGUCUGCAAUCAUAUCCUGGCAGCCAAGCGUCGGGGCCGCAUCCUAUGUUGCUGAGCUUACAGCUUCAUCAGGCCACACCACCAGCUGCACCACCAACCACACCAACUGUGAGCUGAGCUCCCUGCAAUGUGGAGAAGAAUACAAUGUCACUGUGAAGUCUCUGGGAGAUACUUGCAACAACACUGCUCAAAUGGCAGAACGCCUCACCACAGAGCCCUGUACCCCUAUGAGUCUCUCUGUCCACUACAAUGUGAGCACUGCCCAGGUGAUGUGGGGGGCAGCAAGAGGUGCCAGCUCAUACUCUGUCCAGGCUGUGACUGACCAGGGCUCCAUGGUCACCUGUAACACCACCAACACCAUGUGCUCCUUGAAUGGCCUGCAGUGCAGUCAGAUCUACAACGUGACUGUGAUGGCACAAAACCUGGCCUGCAACAGCACUGUGACCUCUGAACCCUACCGCCUCAUGACAGAGCCCUGCCCACCCACCAACGUUGGAGCCAGUAUGAUGUGUGAACAACUCACAGCGACAGUCUCCUGGGAGCAAAGUGACUUCGCUGUGGGUUAUGUUGCCUAUUUCGACAACCAAAAUGGCCAUGCAACUUCCUGUGUCGGCGCAGACACAGACACCUUCUGUGCUGUCUCAGGACUGAUGUGUGGCACAGUGUACAAUGUCUGGGUCAAGGCACUGGGUCAGCAGUACAACAGCUCUGACAGCACAGUGACCACCCUUACAUCAGCUCCCUGUCUGCCCAGAGAAAUAGACGUAGAGGUUGACUGUAACUCUGAAGGUGCUGCCAUUGUCUACUGGAAUGCUACUUAUGGCGCAGCAAACUUUUCCCUGACAGCCAUUGUCAGUGGAAGUCUUCAGACUCUGUGUGAAACUCAGCAGAACCGCUGUAACGUGACAGGUUUAAGUUGCGGUGAAACCUACAACAUCAGCUUGACCGCCAGCAACACACAGUGCAGCCUAACAGCGCCGAUGCACGCCAACCUCACCACACGUCCUUGUCCUCCUCAGCGCGUAGCUGUCGACCUGCAGUGUGGCUCCCGCACCGCCAUCCUGUCCUGGGAGGAGAGGUCUGAUGUUGAACUGUAUGUAGCAAGUGCCACCAAGACAUCAGGAGGGCAGGUGCAGACGUGUAACUCCACAGGCUCUACCUGUCAGUUUGCCAGUCUGGACUGUGGAGAGACGUACAACUUCACUGUGAAAGCACACAGUCAAGGCUGCUGUAGCCAGGCUAGCAGCUCUGUAUCUAUCCAAACAGAGCCUUGCCAGCCUGUGAUUGUAUCUGCUCAGGCGCUCUGUCAGAGUGAGCAGGUCCAGAUCUCCUGGCACCAAGCAAAUGGUGUUGUGAAUUACUUAGUAACGGCCACCGGGAGCCUUGGAUAUGUGGAGACCCACAACACAACCCAGACCCUUCUGACAGCUGCUUUACCAUGCGGACAGGACUACAAUGUCACUGUACAAGGAGAAGGCGACGAGUGUAACAGCGUCCCCAGCAGCCCUGCCUUCUUCAAAACUACUCCAUGUAUCCCCCACCAUGUGACGACCUAUGUACAGUGUGAGUUUAACAUGGGCUCUGUCAGCUGGGGGCCCAGUGAUGGUGCUGAAACAUAUGUUGCCGUAGCAACUGGGCUCGACGGCCACCCCCACCAGUGUCGCACCAACACCACCUCCUGCACGUGGAACAGUCUGCACUGUGGAGAGGAGUACACUGUUGUCGUGAGAGCAAAGGAUGGAAACUGCACCAGCCUGCCCAGCAACAGCUCUGUCAUCCAUAUGGAUCCCUGUGCACCCCAGAACUUGGCUGCCACUGUGAACUGUGAUAUGAAGGUUGUUUCACUGAGCUGGGAUGCCAGUAAUGGGACAAACUUGUACAUGGUAUCAGCGGAGUCAGGAAACAAAACAAAUGGGCUCACCACUAACGCCACAACAGCCCACUUCUCUGACUUAACCUGCGGACACAACUACAGCCUCACAGUCACACCUUACAACCAGCACUGUCCUGGAAACUCCAGUGCAGCAGCUUCAAUACAGACAUGGCCGUGCCAACCUUCAGGAGUCUCCACCAUGCAGGACUGUCUCUCUGGCAUCGUCAUGGUAACCUGGCAGGCCAGCAAUGGGUCAGACUACUACACAGCCACCAUGCAGACAGACAUUGGCAUCUCAGAAAUGUGCAUGUCUGACUCUAAUGAAUGCAGCGUCCCUGGUCUGACCUGUGGGCACAACUUCUCAGUGUCAGUCACAGCCUCCAACCAGCAGUGUAACAUCACCUCCAGUCACACCACAAGUCUGCAGUCAGUGCCAUGUGCUCCUACUAAUGUCUCAGCGGUGAUGGACUGUGCCAACAACACUGCUGUGGUGUCCUGGUCUGCCAGUCGGGGCGCCAUGCAGUACUCAGUGACAGCCCACAGUAGUCAUAGCAACAUCAGCUGCCAGACCUCUAACCUCAGCUGUAGCCUGGACAACCUCAUGUGUGGCAACCGCUACAGUGUUCAGGUGGUGGCUAUGGAUGACAACUGCUCUAGUAUCCCCAGUCAGGCUCUGAUAUUAAACUCAGCUCCCUGCCCACCUCAGAAUGUGAGCGCUGAGGUCAGCUGUUCAUCAAACGACAUGAUGAUUUCUUGGGAUGCCAUCAGAGAAGCAGACCACUUUUUGGUGUCAGUAACUGCAGACAAUGGUGGAGCCAGAGAGUCCUGUAACACCACCAACACUGCAUGUUCCAUCAACAAUGUAACCUGUGGACAUACAUACAGGGUUCAGGUCAUCUCUGUCAGAGGCGACUGCCACAGCCAGCACAGUCAGACCCACAGCAUCAUGUCAGCUCCCUGCCAGCCUCAGGGUAUCAGAGGCAGACUCGACUGUGUGACCAAUUCUGCCUGGAUAUCAUGGGAUGCUGCUCCGGGGGCGGACAGUUACACUGUGUCAGCUGUAGGUGACGGGGACUACUCAGCCAACUGCACCACUUCCUCCAACACUACCUGUGAGGUGGAGGACCUGGCAUGUGGCGUGCUUUAUAACUUCAGUGUUAUUGCUAAAAACAGCAAAUGUGAGAGUCAGCUAAGUGCCACCAUCGACUUGCAAACAGCCCCUUGCUCCCUCUCCGGCAUCACUGCAUACCCUCAGUGCCACAAUUCCUCCAUCCUCGUCCAGUGGGAUCUGAUGGAGGGCGGCGAUGGAAGCACUGUGUAUAUUGCCACAGCAGAAGCCAGUGACCAUACCUACCUAUCCUGCAACAACACUGGCACAAGCUGCCACCUCCACGGAGCACAAUGUGACCUCCAUUACACCAUCAUCGUUUCUGCUUCAUCAGACCAGUGCAGCAGUCUGAGAAGUCCGCCCUACAGAAUAAGCAUGGAGCCGUGUCCACCCAGGAAUGUGGCGGUUAAUAUCACCUGUGAGGACCACAGUGCACUGGUGUCCUGGAGCCCCUCUCCUGUAGCUGAAACCUACCAUGUUGUCGCAAUGAGUGCAGACGGACACAUGCACACUUGCAACACCACCUCCAGUAACUGCAGCGUGUCAGAGCUCCACUGUGACCAGCAGUAUACUGUGUUUGUGACUGCCAGCCACGAGAACUGCUCCAGCAAGGCCAGCCAGAAUGCUACAGUCAACACAAGUCCCUGUCAGCCCGAUGGUCUGUCAGUCACUUUCCACUGUGGCAAUCAGUCUGCAUUGCUGACAUGGACACCCAGAGAUAACGCUGUAGACUACUAUGGCAGUGCCCAGGCUGGAAACGGAGACAUGCUUUACUGUCACAGCACAGGUCCCACCUGCACCAUCCAGGGUCUUGAUUGUGGAACAAUUUACAAUUUCUCUGUCCAGGCCUCAGACGGGACAUGCAACAGCUCCUUCAGUGACCCAGUACAGAGUGGAGCAGCUCCCUGUCCUCCAGACGCUGUUGAGGUGCAGCUGUUGCCGAUGGAGAAUGAGAUCCAGGUGAUGCGCUUCAGCUGGACAGAGAUCACCUGCACGGACACGGAGUACUUGCUGACAUUAACAGGGAGUCUGCUGGGAGAUAGCCAAGCCCAGUUCGAGCUCUCGUCCUAUUGGACAAGCACGACGUACUUUGAGAUUCCUCUCCCCUGCGGCUCAUCCUACUCUGCGACAGUGGAGAGCAGGAACCCUGCCGGUACCAGUGACCCAUCAGUGCCUCUCAAUGACACAACAGCUCCCUGUCCACCAUCAGGCGUGGAGUACAGUGGUAACAGCUCCUUAGCCACAGUUUCAUGGAAUGCCUCCGUGUUUGCCACCACGUACACGGUGUACGACAACAGUGUGACGCCAAAAGAGCAGCUGUGCAGCACCGUGGGCUUGUCCUGUGCUCUGUCUAACGUCGCUUCUGGUAACUUGGUGAUCACAGCCAGCAACACAGCUGGAGAGAGUGAAGAGACAAUUGUCACGAAUGUGGUACCACAAGGUCGCAGGAGGAGAGAUCUCAGUGGACAAAUGCCAGAGGAUGGACACCUCCCAGCUCCUGUGCUGAAUGUCACCCAAGUAGAGUCAGUUAUUGUCAUUGAGUGGUCUCAAGUAGAUGAUGCCACCCAUUACAACCUGGUUAUCAGGAAUCAAGGCAGCUCCAGUGAGCAUCAGGAGAUGACAGUGUAUGGCGAGCGUGUCCUUCUCACUGACCUGAGCUUGAACUCUAACUACUGUUUCUCUGUGUCGGCUGAGAACUCUGCAACCAGCGGACCAGAGUCAGAGCCCGUGUGCGUCAAACAGGGCAGGGGCUUCCCUGGUAAAAGUACACUUCAGUAGACAAAGCUAGACAUCUGCAUACAUAUCCCAAUUAAAAUGUGAUGGUGUGACUGUCAAGGUGACAGCGUUUUUGACAUUUAAGACUAGUAGCACAUGGGAAUUAGCAUGGGUUUGUGACAUUUACCUGCCAUAAGCUGCACAAUAGUUUCAUAAGGCACGACACAAUGGAAGAUGCCCGAGCCCAAAGGAUUUCUCUACUCUAUACAUGUAAAAAGCCUUCAUUGAUCUUUUGUCUGCUGUUGGUUGAGGUUAUGUUUUGUAUCUAGGGCUUUGUUCCUCUUGCUUUUAAAUAUUUUAAUCUCUUUUGUAAAUUAUAUAUUAGUAUCUGAAAGUUAAUAUAUCAGGAAGUGUUUCACAUGUCCAGAGUAUUUACUUUUUACCAUUUCUAAAUGUGUAUUUAAUAUGGAAAUUAUUUUCAGACAUUCUAAUAAAAUCAUCAAAAAUA